Microdochium trichocladiopsis is the source of this 1407-nucleotide messenger RNA. RefSeq lists its product as uncharacterized. The record is from RefSeq and is a predicted model, not a curated record. Bases 115 to 1146 code for a protein of 343 amino acids. The transcript has a single exon. NCBI's taxonomy places the organism in Eukaryota, Fungi, Ascomycota, Sordariomycetes, Xylariales, Microdochiaceae.
AUCGGAACGAACUUCGCAACGGCGCUGUAUGCCGCCGGCUUCCACGACACGGGCGCACCAUCUGAUGACGGCUUCAGCGUGUUGUGCCCUGUAAUUUUUGAAGGGUGGUCUCUAAUGUUUUGGAAAGAUGGCAUCUGCAAUUUUGUGGAAUGGAUGUUCAGGCACAACGUCACUAUUCUCGACGACCUCACCACUCCGUUCAAACCAGGACACAUACACUGGAACACUCCCUACCACCUGUGCUUAGUCUGUGGCUAUGAUGAUAGGCCCACAAACGCAACGGUCGCGCACAUUUUGAUGGCCAUGAUUGGGUUGCACAUGGCUCGCGAGCCGCUGUCGCAAUUCCCACAAGAUUUUGGGUCCCGGCAGGCCGUCUCGAGAUCGCUUGCUACUAUGGACUAUCACGAUGACCCCUGUUGUCUGUGUUCGCGGACUGGCUGCACGCCUUGGGACUUCUUCAUCAUUGAAUUCCUGGAGUUUCGAGCCACCCUCUGGGAAGACUUCUCCCUGUGGGAGAUAAGGAAAUAUAACUGUCCGCGAGAAAUAAGGAAAUAUACCCGCGAAGUCUUGUGGGACUUGGGCGACUACAUCGGCGUGGCUCAAUACCAGGCAAUGUUCCGCCAGAUGACCUUCAAAGGCUUGAAGCUUGAGCACUCGUGUGCUUUGGGAGAUCCGGAAACACGAGCAACAGGGCCUUGCGAUGAUCUAAGCUGGGAUGACGAGCACGACGACGUGGUCGUUGCCCUCAUGGAAAGCAUCACCGCCGAUCUUGACAGGAUGAUAGCCAGGGACUUCAACCAAUUUUACCAAAACAAAGACUUUCAAAAUGCGUCGUCCCUGAUCGAUUUCCAUCUGGUGGGCCGAGGUCGCCACGAGUUCGUGGCAACCUUGGACAAGUGUGGCGACAACCUGGAUACGUGCCACACUGAGCCUAUGUGGCAACCCUGGCUGGACCGCUGGUUAGUUAUGGUCGAAGAAGGCAUCCAGAAAAUGCAUAACGACAGCAUAGAGAAGAACGACCUUGAGAAUGCGGCGGCGAUAGGUGUCGUGUGGCACUCGGAUGGGGCGCCUUUCCCGGAAGAACCGGAGCCAAUGUCACCGGAGCGUACUUUGGACGACUGGCUGGAGGAACUGGAAGCGAUUUAGGAAUCGUCCCAGAGAGAUGCAUUCCCUGGUAUUUAUGGCGUCCAAGGUUAUGCUGGCUGGCUGAACCGAGAUGUGCAUGAAAUCAUCAACCAGGAGGCAGCUGCCCAGGGUGGUUCUUGCUCUCGCUAUGGAGCCGAGAGCCUGAGUCUCGAUCCCAUCAGAUUCAGAACUCCGUGGAAGCAAGUCCUGGCACCUCAUUCAUUCACCCUCCUAGAUAGAUAGACUGCAGUGGCUGCAAUUGACGUACAUUUGUUACCUGAA